Molecule: messenger RNA, 1014 nt
Organism: Oncorhynchus kisutch (coho salmon)
Lineage: Eukaryota; Metazoa; Chordata; Actinopteri; Salmoniformes; Salmonidae
Product: proline-rich extensin-like protein EPR1
Exons: 1
Coding region: 1-1014 (337 amino acids)
Source: RefSeq, a predicted model, not a curated record
AUGAACUUCCAAGUGUCACAGAAUAAUAACCUGUUGUAUAGUGUUAACACUCGCAGCCAAUCGCACGUCCUCCCCACUGGACACCGGUUUUCAAUUCCCGUGUCCACCCUACCAGUCUCCCGUGUCCACCCUACCAGUUUCCCGUGUCCACCACCCUACCAGUUUCCCGUGUCCUCCACCCUACCAGUUUCCCGUGUCCUCCACCCUACCAGUUUCCUGUGUCCACCCUACCAGUUUCCCGUGUCCACCCUACCAGUUUCCUGUGUCCACCCUACCAGUCUCCUGUGUCCACCCUACCAGUUUCCCGUGUCCUCCACCCUACCAGUUUCCCGUGUCCACCCUACCAGUUUCCUGUGUCCACCCUACCAGUUUCCCGUGUCCACCCUACCAGUUUCCUGUGUCCACCCUACCAGUCUCCUGUGUCCACCCUACCAGUUUCCCGUGUCCUCCACCCUACCAGUUUCCCGUGUCCACCCUACCAGUUUCCCGUGUCCACCCUACCAGUUUCCCGUGUCCACCCUACCAGUCUCCCGUGUCCACCCUACCAGUCUCCCGUGUCCACCCUACCAGUCUCCCGUGUCCACCCUACCAGUUUCCCGUGUCCUCCACCCUACCAGUUUCCCGUGUCCUCCACCCUACCAGUUUCCCGUGUCCUCCACCCUACCAGUUUCCCGUGUCCUCCACCCUACCAGUUUCCCGUGUCCUCCACCCUACCAGUUUCCCGUGUCCUCCACCCUACCAGUUUCCCGUGUCCUCCACCCUACCAGUUUCCCGUGUCCUCCACCCUACCAGUUUCCCGUGUCCUCCACCCUACCAGUUUCCCGUGUCCUCCACCCUACCAGUUUCCCGUGUCCACCCUACCAGUUUCCCGUGUCCACCCUACCAGUUUCCCGUGUCCACCCUACCAGUUUCCUGUGUCCUCCAACCUACCAGUUUCCUGUGUCCUCCACCCUACCAGUUUCCCGUGUCCACCCUACCAGUUUCCUGUCGCCCCCUGUGUUUUUGGCUGUCUAA